CUCUGCUUGUAAAAAUCAAAAGUCGCAUCCAGUAUGUGAUGUGGGCAAUUCAUAAAGAACAAGAAGGGUCCCAUUUCUCAGUUCUGUGAAGUUGACUGCACAUCCCUGCAGCAGUGACAUCCACUGCCAUCUCUCGCGUGUUGACACCGGAGAUAUCUCUCAAUUCCAAAGGAAGCAGCAGACGUUUAUGGGAUGCAGAAAGGAGAGCAAAGUUCAACAUCCUUGAGUAGAAAACUUUUUCAUCAUCUGACCUAGUUUCGUUUCACACCAGUGGAUGACUGGGCUAAAUGCCCAGGACCGGCCCAGAGCGGAAGAACCAGCACCAGGUCCGACAGGCCAAGUGCAUCGCCGCUCGCAGCAGGUCACGGAGAGCAGCUUGUCCCAGGAAUCCUCGGUCCCACGAGAAGUUCCCUUCCCAUCAUCCCAUCAUGUCCGACUGCGAGGGAUUGCCGAUGGAUGACAGCGCCUCGGCAGCCAGCAGCAUGGAGGUCACUGACCGCAUCGCCUCGCUGGAGCAGCGCGUGCAGAUGCAGGAGGACGAGAUCCAGCUGCUGAAGUCGGCGCUGGCUGACGUGGUGCGGAGGCUCAACGUCUCUGAGGAGCAGCAAGCCAUGGUCAACAGGAAGGGACCCACCAAAGCCAGGCCCCUGAUACCGGCUUUACCCCUGCGGCCCACGGUCAACAACGGCACAGUCCUACCAAAGAAACCCAGCACAUUGCCGUCCCCCUCAAACUCUCGGAAGGAUGCUGCAGCACCAGCAACCAAGAGUCUGUCCAGCUCACCCCAACUCUUCCGAGUGGCUCUCAGCACUGUGAAGAGAACCAGCUCCACCGAGCGCAUGGGCACCUUGACACGCAAGGAGAGCACCGGCGAUGCCAAGAGCAGCCGCACGCGCGCCGGCUCCACAGGCAGCAACUCCAGCGGCAAGCGGACCAGCGAGAGCAAACCGAAGGAGCCCGUGUUCAGCGCAGGGAUGCGGCGAGUGACGCACUGCACAGAGGAAGGCUAUGUGAAAAUGUAUCUGAAGGGCCGCCCCGUCACCAUGUACAUGCCCAAAGACCAGGUGGAAACCUACUGCCUGGAGACAAAGUCAGAGCUUCCAUCGAAGAAGCUGAAAUUGGAUUGGGUCUAUGGGUACCGUGGGCGUGACUGCCGCUCCAACCUCUACCUGCUGCCCACGGGAGAGACGGUCUACUUCAUCGCCUCAGUGGUGGUGCUCUACAAUGUGGACGAGCAGCUCCAGCGCCAUUACACUGGUCACACCGAUGACGUCAAGUGCCUGGCCGUCCACCCUGACAAAAUCACCAUAGCGACAGGGCAAGUGGCUGGCACCUCCGCCGAUGGCAAACAGUUGCCCCCCCACGUGCGGGUGUGGGAUUCGGUGAGCCUGAACACGCUCCACGUCCUUGGCUCCGGCUUCUUCGACCGCGCCCUGGCCUGCCUCUCCUUCUCCAAGUCGAACGGGGGUGGUUCACUCUGCGUGGUCGACGACUCCAACGACCACGUCCUCUCCGUGUGGGACUGGCAGAGAGAGGAGAAGCUGGCUGAUGUCAAGUGUUCAAAUGAGCCAGUCUUCGGGGUCGACUUCCACCCCACUGACACCAACAUAAUCGUCACCUGGGGGAAGUCCCACCUCUACUUCUGGACACUAGAGGGCAGCUCUCUUGUGAAGAAGCAGGGCCUCUUCGAGAAACAAGAGAAGCCCAAGUUUGUCUUGUGUGUGACUUUUUCAGAAAAUGGUGACACACUAACGGGAGACUCCAGUGGAAAUAUUCUUGUCUGGGGCAAAGGUACUAACCGCAUCAGCUACGCCAUCCAGGGCGCCCACGAGGGCGGGAUCUUCGCCCUCUGCAUGCUGCGCAAUGGCACGCUGGUGUCAGGAGGGGGGAAAGACCGGAAGCUCAUCUCCUGGGAUGGAAACUACCAGAAAGUCCAGGUGGUGGAGAUUCCAGAGCCAUACGGCCCAGUGCGUACAGUGGCCGAGGGAAAAGGGGACAGCGUGCUUGUUGGAACCACGCGGAACUACGUCCUGCGGGGCACGCUGGCCGGCGACUUCACGCCCAUCACCCAGGGCCACACGGAUGAGCUUUGGGGCUUGGCUGUGCAUCCCUCAGAACCGCAGUUUCUCACCGGUGGCCACGACAAGCACGUCAGCCUGUGGAACUCCUCCACCCACCAGCCAUUGUGGACCAAGACGAUGGAGGAUGCAGCCCAGUCUGCCGGUUUCCACCCCUCCGGAGAGGUGGUUGCCAUAGGAACGCAGACCGGCAGAUGGCUAGUCCUGGACACCGAGACGAAGGACCUGGUGACGGUGCAUACAGACGGGAACGAGCAGCUGUCUGUCAUGCGAUAUAGCCCAGAUGGCAAUUUCCUCGCAAUCGGAUCCCACGACAACUACAUCUACAUCUAUGCGGUGACAGAGAACGGCAGGAAGUACAGCCGCGUAGGGAAGUGCUCAGGUCACUCAAGCUUCAUUACCCACCUGGACUGGUCGGUGGACUCACAGUAUCUCAUGUCCAACUCAGGGGACUACGAAAUACUUUACUGGAUCCCUUCGGUCUGCAAGCAGGUGGUCAGCGUGGAAACCACCCGGGACAUCUUCUGGGCCACCUGCACCUGCACGCUGAGCUUCCAUGUGUUUGGACUCUGGCCAGAGGGCUCAGAUGGAACAGACAUCAAUGCUGUUUGCAGAUCCAAUGAGAAGAAGCUGCUUGUCACUGGAGAUGACUUUGGGAAGGUGCAUCUCUUCUCGUACCCUUGCUCACAAUUCCGGGCACCCAGUCAUGUCUACGGUGGACAUAGCAGUCAUGUGACCAACGUGAACUUCCUGUUUGACGACAGUUACCUAAUCUCCACUGGAGGGAAGGACAUGAGCAUCAUGCAGUGGCGGGUGGUAUAAAAGGACUCCCCGGGCACGUGGCGAGCGUGUCUGCUCUGGACCGAGCGUGGGUGGGGCUGUCCCAGAGUUCCAAAGAUGAGAGCAAAGAAAUGACACAGCAACGGCCCAUGGGUGACAGAACCGGCUGCAGCGCCCUCUUGUGUUUUGUAGUAUUUUAUUAUAUUAUAUUUGUAUUUCACUGCUCAGGAAAACUAAAGAACCGUGAUAUUUGAAAUUGCCGCAGCUUCUUAUGCCUCACAAAAGUGACACCAUCUGGCCUCCGAAUUCCUUUCUGCUUUGGAAAUGCAAGCAAAAUCUUUUUUACAGACUAAUUUGCAUGGAUUUUGACCACCAAGAAUUCAUAAAAAAUAUUACGUAUUUAUGGUAAUGGAGUCCUAACUCACAGUCUGUUCUGAAUUCAGCUGUCACAAUAAUGCCUUUCAGAGACUGUAAACUCUUAUUACAUUCUCUGUGCUAUUUACAAUUCAGAGGUUAGUAUAGUUCCUCCUGCUUAUACGUGGCUUCAGCUGCAAUUCUACUGCCACCCUCUGAUCAACUGAGGAACUGCACUGCUCUGCCUCAACCGAGUCAACUGUGCUGUUUCGUAGUUUAAUACCCCUUCUCCCUCUUUUUUUAGUCCCUUUUUUAAACACACUUAUAAUGCUAAUCUCUUAAAUGUGGAAUAAGAAAUGUAAACUUGGAGCCAGUGCACGUGACCCGCUGCCUUUCACUUUAUGUCGGACGUUGUAUUUCACCGACUCCUUUAAACCAAGAGUAAAAGUGCAGUUAGUUUCAUUACCGGUUGCACUUACCUACAUCUGAAGGAUAAUGUUUUCAGUUUCUGAAAAUUUGAAUGCUGUAAUUUACAUUAUACAUUUCCUAAACAGUAAUCCGGUCUCUGAAUAAGUAAGCAGCACAUUAUACCCCAUAUAUCAUAACAGGAAAUUGCAUGCAGUUCACAAGGCUCCUUGCGGUUUGGUAUUUUUAUGGAUGUGAGAAAAACCUUAAAAAAUAAGCAUUUUUCAUAUCUGUCGCCACUUAGGUUUGGUACAUAUUAACAACAUGGGGCAGGCCCACAUGUCUUAAUAAAGGCAAAUCUUAUAAUGGCUA
Brienomyrus brachyistius is the source of this 3989-nucleotide messenger RNA. RefSeq names its product EMAP like 1 (gene eml1). The transcript is spliced from 25 exons. NCBI's taxonomy places the organism in Eukaryota, Metazoa, Chordata, Actinopteri, Osteoglossiformes, Mormyridae. Gene Ontology annotation, biological process: microtubule cytoskeleton organization. Gene Ontology annotation, cellular component: mitotic spindle. Bases 288 to 2900 code for a protein of 870 amino acids. The record is from RefSeq and is a predicted model, not a curated record. Gene Ontology annotation, molecular function: microtubule binding.